This is a messenger RNA of Syzygium oleosum, 1130 nucleotides long. Its product is annotated as protein NEN4. The coding region runs from base 28 to 873 and encodes 281 amino acids. Lineage: Eukaryota; Viridiplantae; Streptophyta; Magnoliopsida; Myrtales; Myrtaceae. Gene Ontology annotation, molecular function: 3'-5' exonuclease activity; nucleic acid binding. The transcript is spliced from 5 exons. The record is from RefSeq and is a predicted model, not a curated record.
UCACAAGGCUUAUAGAAAUAUAUUCACAUGGAGGCCUCUUCUUCCAAUGCAUGCGUCGACUAUGCCACGACCGAAAUUGUCUUCUUCGACCUCGAGACGACGGUGCCUAGAAAAUCCGGACAGGGCUUCUCUGUGUUGGAAUUCGGUGCCAUCCUCGUCUGCCCACGGAAGCUCGUCGAGCUCGAGAGUUACUGCACUCUCAUCAGGCCUCAGGAUAUCACAGCCGUCGGGACAAGAUCGAGUCGCCAGGGGGGGAUCACCCGGGAUGCGGUCUUGGGGGCGCCCACGUUCGAAGAAGUAGCCGAUAAGAUAUUCGGCAUUUUGAACGGCAGGAUCUGGGCGGGCCACAACAUCCAGCGCUUCGACUGCGUCCGGAUCAAGGAGGCAUUCACCGAGAUUGGUAGGGAUGCCCCGGUUCCUGUUGGGUUGAUCGAUUCUCUGGGAGUCUUGACUGAAAAGUUUGGGCGCCGAGCUGGUAAUAUGAAGAUGGAAACCUUGGCUUCUUAUUUUGGGCUAGGACAACAAAAGCACAGGAGUCUCGAUGACGUUCGCAUGAAUUUGGAGGUUGUCAAGCAUUGCGCGACCGUGCUAUUCUUGGAAUCGAGCCUGCCUAGCUUACUGAGGGGGAAAUGGCAACCAUCUCCAAGUAUGAUUACAAGAAGCAGAAGUCACAACGAACACAAGAUGACUUGCAGAGGCGAGGGCAACAACGUUAUUAGCCGUAAAUCUCCAACAUCUCUUGGAUAUCAAAGAGCUGUCCCCCACGGCAAGGCAAGCCUUGGAAAGAUGACAGAGAAAAUGAAAAGUCUCUUGUACACAGCCCAGGGAAAUCAACCUCUCAACCACUUGCUCAAGCACUCUCUACUCAGAUAGCAGCGCAACAAAGUUAAGUUCUACAGCAAUUCACCCUGCGUCUUCGAUAUCAGAGAGGCGAGAAGACAGAGAACUAUUCAGCUUGAUUGAUGGAGCAGGUUGCUGAAGACGUCAGCACCACUAUUCAUUUCAAAUUUAGAUUGCUAGCUGUAUAGAAUUCGUGCCCUUUCUUCCAUCUGGGAAAAUAAUCACAACAAUGCGGCAUAAAAUGGCAUGAGAUCAUCCUUUCAGUUGCAUUAUUGAUCAAUUCUUUCAAA